AUGGCUUCAGAUUCAUGUCACGUCAUAGAGGUCGAUUUAUACUAUCCAGAGAAUGUGAAAGACGUACUAGGGAUGGGUAGUAGCUGCUUUAUAGGCCUUGUUAACGAUACCACGGUCAUGAAGUACCCCCACCAUCCAAAUGACAAUGCAAAACUUGCGGCUCUGGCUAUUGAAGCUCAAAUAUUAGAGGCGAUCGGAGAUCACGAUCGAAUUAUUCGCUUGAAGGGACGGACUAGCGCAGGCCUCUUGUUAGAAUAUGCAUGUCACGGAUCUCUUGGUCGAUACCUUAGCUCACACAAUCCAACAAUCGAACAGCGGAUUGCAUGGGCUACCCAGGCCGCAGAAGCGGUCUCAUUAAUACAUGAAAAAGGCGUUAUCCAUUGCGAUAUUAGUGUUAACAACCUCCUCCUGGAUGCGGAACUAAACAUCAAACUGUGCGACUUCCAAGGACGCCUUCUUAGAUCGGAUAGGAGUGUUAAGCUAGUUGGCCUCUCGUCUGAGAAUGUGAAGGCGUCUAUGCCUCGAGUCGAUCCUAAUCACGCAGAUGAGAAAACAGACAUUUUUGCCUUCGGGACAGCUUUCUAUCAAAUUAUAGAAGGUUGCGAGCCUUUUCCCGAAUUAGAUUCUUUUACCCAAGAAGAGGAAAUCGAGCAGAGAUUUGUAUCGGGUCAAUUUCCCACGGUGCGGUAUACCCUAAUAACAGCUGUUAUUCACAAGUGUUGGAGGGGGGAAUACAACUCUACACACGAAGUCGUUGGCGACCUUGAGAAGUUGAGCGUCUUCAAUCCCUAUGAUACCCGUCUAUCACGUCAAUGA
Venustampulla echinocandica is the source of this 816-nucleotide messenger RNA. RefSeq lists its product as uncharacterized. Gene Ontology annotation, molecular function: ATP binding; protein kinase activity. The coding region runs from base 1 to 816 and encodes 271 amino acids. Gene Ontology annotation, biological process: protein phosphorylation. The record is from RefSeq and is a predicted model, not a curated record. Lineage: Eukaryota; Fungi; Ascomycota; Leotiomycetes; Helotiales; Pleuroascaceae. The transcript is spliced from 2 exons.